CGUCAUCGACUGUGUGACAGCUCAUCCAAGAGCGGGGAUCGGCCGAUCACCCGCUCAAAAUCUGAAAAAUUUUGUGAUACUGAUUAACGUGGGAUGGGUGAUUCCUUGGACAGCUCCGGGGAUCCAUCCCCGGAGUCUCAGAUUAUUAUAGUCGUAGAUUAUUGGGCGUUUGCUAAUUAUUUGAAAAAGAUCGUAACGGUCCUUCUACCUGAUGAAGAUGUGGUACAAUCCCCAUUCGAUUCCGCUCUUGAAAAUACAACCAAUCAAGAAUGUAUAAAAAAAUUCUUAAGUGACCCACAAGUAUGGGCUCUUUCUAUACAGAGGAGUGCUACUAAAGAGGAAGAUAACAAUGAAGCUGAUGAAGAAAAAGAAAAUGUUGUUUUCUAUAUUUCGAAUGAAAUACAUUUCACUAGUCCAAAAAUGGCCUCCUUAGUUUUAACAAAACGUGCAGCAGUAGUCGAAGCUGAUAAGAGUAUCCAUUCACAGUUACAUUUAGUUACUUUCUCUGAUGGACCACCAUAUGAAACAUUGCAUGCAAUAAGUAAAACUAUGGCUCCAUAUUUUAAAAGCUAUGUGAAAGAAACAGGUCGUGCAGAUAGAGAUGGUGAUAAAAUGGCACCAUCUGUAGAAAAGAAAAUAGCGGAAUUAGAAAUGGGUUUAUUGCAUUUGCAACAAAAUAUAGAUAUACCCGAAAUUUCAUUACAAAUUCAUCCUGUCGUUGCACAAGUAAUUAAACAAUGUGCAGAAGAAAAUCGUAAACCCAAAGUUGCCGACUUUGGUGAUAAGGUUGAAGAUUCGACAUUUCUGAAUCAAUUACAAAAUGGUGUCAAUAGAUGGAUAAAGGAAAUUCAAAAGGUUACCAAACUAAAUCGUGACCCAGAAUCAGGUACUGCUCUGCAAGAAAUUUCCUUCUGGCUAAAUUUAGAAAGAGCAUUACAUCGAAUACAAGAAAAACGAGAGAGCAUAGAAAUAUCUUUGACUCUUGAUAUACUUAAGCAUGGAAAAAGAUUCCAUGCAACUGUUAGCUUUGACACAGAUACUGGCCUACAGCAAGCUUUAGCUACUGUCAAUGAUUAUAACCCAUUGAUGAAAGAUUUUCCAAUCAAUGAUUUAUUAUCAGCUACAGAACUUAGGAGAAUACGUACCAGUGUUAACAAAAUUUUUAUGCACCUGAGAAAAAUAAGAAGCACAAAAUAUCCUAUUCAGAGGGUAUUAAGAUUGAUAGAAGCUAUUUCCAGAGAUUUGGGACAACAACUUCUUAAGGUGCUAGGCACAAGAAGAUUGAUGCACAUUCCAUUUAAUGAAUUUGAAAAAGUUAUGAGCCAGUGUUUUGAAGUAUUUAAUACCUGGGAUGACGAGUAUGAAAAAUUAACUGGACUGUUAAGAGAUAUCGUUAAGAAAAAACGUGAUGAACACAUGAAAAUGGUAUGGAGGGUUUCACCAGCACAUAAAAAAUUACAAACCAAAAUGGAACAUAUGCGACACUUCCGUCGACAACAUGAACAAUUGAGAACAGUUAUUGUUCGCGUACUUAGACCUACUGUUCGACAAAAUAAUAAUAAUGCUACAAUAGAGAAUCCAGAUAAUGAUAAUGUGAAAGUUGAAUUUGCUUUAGAUACAGCGGAUACAAACACUAUCAGCGAAGUGAAUUUAGCAUACGAGAAUGUAAAAGAGAUAGAUUGUCUUGAUAUUACUAAAGAAGGUCUAGAAUCUUGGAAAGCUGCUGUUCAUAGGUAUGAAGAACGUAUUGAAAGAGUCGAAGCAAGAAUUACAGCACAUCUCCGAGAUCAGUUGGGUACAGCAAAAAAUGCUAAUGAAAUGUUCAGAAUUUUUUCUCGUUUUAAUGCACUUUUCGUAAGACCGCAUAUUCGAGGGGCUAUCAGAGAGUAUCAGACACAGUUGAUUCAAAGAGUAAAAGAUGAUAUUGAAGCUCUACAUGAAAAAUUUAAAGUCCAAUAUGCACAAAGUAAAUGCUGCAAGAUGAGUACAGUUAGAGAUUUACCACCUGUUACCGGUUCUAUUCUUUGGGUUAAACAAAUAGAUUAUCAACUUAAAAUGUACUUAAAACGCGUUGAAGACGUUCUAGGCAAAGGAUGGGAAAGUCAUAUCGAAGGUCAAAAAUUGAAAGCGGAUGGAGAUAGUUUCCGCAUGAAAUUAUCGACUCAGGAAAUUUUCGAUGAAUGGGCGCGUAAAGUACAACAAAGAAAUCUAGGCGUCACCGGGAGGAUUUUUACAAUAGAUAAUGUUCGAUCACGAACAGGCCGUGGCAAUGUACUAAAACUGAAAGUGAAUUUCCUUCCUGAAAUUAUCACGUUGUCAAAGGAAGUAAGAAAUCUGAGAAAUUUUGGUUUCCGUGUACCACUUCCAAUUGUGAAUAAAGCGCACCAGGCCAAUCAGUUAUAUCCAUUUGCGAUAAGUCUAAUUGAGAGCAUCAGAACUUACGAAAGAACAUUGGAGAAGCUUACCAAUCGGAGUCCUCACUGCCCCGCACUAAAGAUCGAAGAUAAGCCCAGUAUCAUACCUUUGGUUGCUGGAAUGCGUAAUGAUGUCUUAUCGCUUAUUUCCGAAGGAAUUGCUCUGAUUUGGGAAAGUUAUAAACUGGAUCAAUACGUGCAACGUCUGUCCGAUGCUGUUGUCUCUUUUCAAGAAAACGUAGAAGAUCUCGUGGUGGUUGAAGAACAAUUAGACGUCGACGUUCGGUCUCUUGAAACAUGUCCAUAUUCGGCAAAUACAUUUGCUGAUAUACUUUCUAAAAUUCAGAAGUCUGUAGAUGAAUUAUCCUUGAAAAAUUACUCGAACUUAACGAUAUGGGUGUCUAGACUCAAUGAAGAAGUGGAAAAGAAUUUAGCAGCUAGAUUAGAAGCUGGAAUAAAAGCUUGGACCAAUGCACUUACUGGUCAAAAGAAAGAAGUGGAUGUAAGUAUGGAUACCGAUGCACCGUCUCAGCCCACUCAUAAACCUGGUGGUGAUCCAAAUAUUCAGAAUCAAAUUCAUGAAGUUCGCAUAACGAAUCAAACAAUGUACUUGUAUCCAAGUAUCGAAGAUGCAAGAUUCCAAAUAAUGCAACAAUUAUUUGCGUGGCAAGCUAUUGUUACCUCCCAAGUUCGACUUCAAAGUUCACGGUAUCAAGUAGGUUUAGAUAAACUUGAGUCGGGUACUUACAGAAAUUUACUUACAAAGUUACCUAGUGGAAAACAGCCUUUGGAAGCAGCAUACGAAGCGGUUGAAUCUAAAAUGAAAGAUGUAGCCGAUUACGUGGAUCAAUGGUUGCGUUAUCAAGCUCUAUGGGACUUACAACCGGAUAAUUUAUAUGGAAAAUUAGGAGAAAAUAUCAACUUGUGGAUGAAGUGUCUAAAUGAUAUUAAAAAAAGCAGAACUACUUUCGAUACAUCGGACACUAGACGUGAAUUUGGUCCUGUUAUUAUCGAUUUUGCAAAAGUGCAAAGUAAAGUAUCUUUGAAAUAUGAUUCAUGGCACAAAGAAACUUUGGGUAAAUUCGGAACACUUCUUGGCAACGAAAUGGCAAGUUUCCAUGUACAAGUAUCGAAAUCCAGAAGCGAUUUAGAACAGCAAUCCAUCGAAGCUGCCAGUACUUCAGAUGCAGUUGGAUUUAUAACAUAUGUUCAAUCUUUGAAACGUAAAAUGAAAGCUUGGGAGAAACAAGUUGACAUAUAUCGCGAGGGUCAAAGAAUAUUGGAGCGGCAGAGAUUCCAGUUUCCAUCGUCGUGGCUGCACGUGGAUAACAUAGAAGGUGAAUGGGGUGCAUUUAAUGAAAUAAUUAAGAGAAAAGACACUAGUAUACAAACACAAGUUGCUUCGCUGCAAAUGAAAAUUGUUGCGGAAGAUAAAGCAGUUGAAAUAAGAACUAACGAUUUUCUAAGCGAUUGGGAAAGGGGCAAGCCAGUCGAGGGCCAUUUACGGCCAGACGAUGCAUUACAACAGUUGCAAUUGUUUGAGAGUAAGUUUGCUAGAUUGAAAGAAGAAAGGGACAACGUAGCAAAAGCUAAGGAAGCUUUAGAAUUGCAAGAACCGGGUGGAGUAUCAACUACCGAAGAUAGAAUGCAAGUGGUGUUCGAAGAACUUCAAGAUUUAAGAGGAGUUUGGUCAGAAUUAUCAAGGAUAUGGGCACAGAUAGAUGAAACUCGAGAAAAACCUUGGUUAUCCGUUCAGCCAAGAAAAUUACGUCAACAGCUAGAUACAAUGAUGGCCCAAUUGAAAGAAUUACCAGCUAGACUGAGACAAUAUUCUUCGUACGAAUAUGUUAAAAAGAUGUUACAAAGUUACACGAAAGUCAAUAUGUUAAUUGUAGAGUUAAAAUCUGAUGCUUUGAAGGAGAGGCAUUGGAAACAAUUAACAAAGCAACUUCGAGUAAACUGGGUACUAAGUGAACUUACUCUUGGUCAAGUUUGGGAUGUAAAUCUACAGAAAAACGAAGGAAUAGUAAAAGACAUUAUUCUUGUUGCUCAAGGUGAAAUGGCACUUGAAGAAUUCUUAAAACAGGUUCGAGAAUCUUGGCAAACGUACGAACUGGAUUUGAUCAAUUACCAAAAUAAGUGUAGAUUGAUUCGUGGUUGGGAUGAUCUAUUUAACAAGGUUAAAGAGCACAUUAAUUCUGUCGCCGCUAUGAAACUCUCACCUUACUAUAAAGUAUUUGAAGAAGAGGCAUUAACAUGGGAAGAAAAAUUAAACAGAAUCAAUGCAUUAUUCGACGUAUGGAUAGAUGUUCAGAGGCGAUGGGUUUAUCUGGAAGGUAUUUUUUCAGGAAGCGCUGACAUUAAAACGUUACUACCCGUUGAAACAUCUCGUUUCCAAAGUAUCAGUUCAGAGUUUUUGGGUUUAAUGAAAAAGGUAUCGAAAUCCCCGAUGGUGAUGGACGUUUUAAAUAUUCCUGGUGUGCAGAGAGCACUCGAACGAUUAGCAGAUUUACUUGGAAAGAUCCAGAAAGCCUUGGGAGAGUAUCUUGAGAGAGAACGUACAUCGUUCCCACGAUUCUAUUUCGUGGGAGAUGAAGAUUUAUUAGAAAUAAUUGGUAACAGUAAAAAUAUUGCAAGACUACAAAAACACUUUAAAAAGAUGUUUGCUGGUGUAGCAGCUAUACUUUUGAACGAAGAUAAUACUGUUAUUACUGGAAUAGCUUCUCGCGAAGGAGAAGAGGUACUUUUCCAAACCCCUGUAUCUACCGUUGAUCACCCAAAAAUUAAUGAAUGGUUGACUCUCGUAGAAAAAGAAAUGAGAGUCACGUUGGCGUCGAGUCUUGCAAGAGCGGUACAAGAUAUCAAACAGUUCAAAGACGGAAAUAUUAAUCCGCAAGCGUUUAUGACAUGGUGCGAUAACUAUCAGGCACAAAUUAUAGUUUUAGCUGCUCAGAUUCUAUGGUCAGAAGACGUUGAAGCUGCUUUACACGAAGCACAAAACGAUCCAAGUAAGAGUCCCUUAGAAAGAGUGUUAUUACAAGUCGAAGGUACAUUAAACGUUUUAGCAGACUCUGUUCUACAAGAACAGCCUCCUUUGAGAAGGAAAAAGCUAGAACAUUUAAUUAACGAAUUUGUACAUAAACGCACAGUAACGAGAAGAUUAAUUGCGAACAAAGUUUCUAAUCCAAAAGCAUUUGAAUGGCUAUGCGAAAUGAGAUUCUAUUUUGACCCAAGACAAACAGAAGUUUUACAACAACUUACGAUACACAUGGCAAACGCCAAGUUCUUUUACGGAUUCGAAUACUUAGGAGUACAAGAUAGAUUAGUUCAAACACCGUUGACCGAUAGGUGCUACUUAACGAUGACUCAGGCCUUAGAAGCUCGUCUCGGUGGUUCUCCAUUUGGACCAGCUGGUACAGGAAAAACUGAGUCAGUGAAAGCUUUGGGUCAUCAAUUGGGAAGAUUUGUGUUGGUAUUUAAUUGCGAUGAAACGUUCGACUUUCAGGCUAUGGGUCGUAUAUUUGUUGGGCUUUGUCAAGUCGGAGCAUGGGGCUGCUUCGACGAAUUUAAUCGUCUGGAAGAGCGUAUGCUUUCGGCUGUUUCUCAACAAGUGCAAACCAUUCAAGAAGCAUUAAAGAGUCAAAUGGAAGGAAAGAAGGAAGGAACGCUUUGCGUAGAGCUGGUUGGAAAACAAGUAAAAGUAUCGACGGACAUGGCGAUAUUUAUUACCAUGAAUCCAGGUUAUGCCGGACGAUCGAACCUUCCCGAUAAUUUGAAGAAACUCUUUAGAUCUUUGGCUAUGACAACUCCUGAUAGACAGUUAAUUGCUGAAGUUAUGCUCUUUAGUCAAGGAUUCCGAUCCGCCGAGAAACUAGCUUGCAAAAUUGUGCCAUUUUUCAAAUUAUGUGACGAACAACUUUCCAAUCAAUCUCAUUAUGACUUCGGUCUUCGAGCACUUAAAUCCGUGCUGAUAUCUGCUGGUAAUGUAAAACGUGAUCGUAUUCAAAAAAUAAAGGAAGGUAUGCAAAAUCGUGGCGAAACUAACAUCGACGAAGCUUCGAUCGCUGAAAAUUUACCAGAACAAGAAAUCCUUAUUCAGUCUGUUUGCGAAACCAUGGUACCGAAAUUAGUCGCUGAAGAUAUUCCAUUGCUAUUCAGUUUACUUAACGAUGUAUUCCCAAAUGUUAACUAUACUCGAGCUGAAAUGAAAGGAUUAAAAGAUCAGAUCAGAAAGGUGUGCAUGGAAGAAUAUCUCGUAUGCGGUGAAGGUGACGAACAAGGAGGAGCUUGGCAAGAAAAGGUGCUUCAACUUUAUCAAAUUUGUAAUCUAAAUCAUGGCUUGAUGAUGGUCGGACCAAGUGGUUCUGGAAAAACAACAGCGUGGAAAGUACUUUUAAAAGCAUUGGAAAGAUUCGAGGGAAUAGAGGGUGUUGCACAUGUAAUCGAUCCUAAAGCUAUCAGCAAGGAAACAUUGUAUGGUGUACUGGAUCAAAAUACACGCGAAUGGACAGACGGUCUUUUCACUCAUAUUCUUAGAAAGAUUAUAGACAACGUAAGAGGAGAGAUUAACAAACGGCAGUGGAUUAUAUUUGAUGGCGACGUUGAUCCAGAAUGGGUUGAAAAUCUAAAUUCUGUACUAGAUGAUAAUAAACUGCUGACAUUGCCGAAUGGUGAACGUCUAAGUUUACCACCGAACGUGCGAGUUAUGUUUGAAGUUCAGGAUCUAAAGUAUGCCACGUUAGCUACUGUUUCUCGUUGCGGCAUGGUCUGGUUCUCCGAAGAUGUACUUUCAACAGAAAUGAUAUUUGAAAACUAUAUGCUACGUUUAAAGAAUAUCCCACUAGAAGAUGGUGAAGAGGACAACCUUAGCAAGAAGGCAACCGAGAAAGAUGAUACAUUGUCACCUGCGUUAUCGGUACAGCGAGAGGUUGCUAGCAUUUUACAAAGUUAUUUUGCUCCAGAUGGAUUAGUAGUGAGAUGCUUAGAGUAUGCCAUGAAACAGGAACAUAUAAUGGACUUUACACGUUUACGUGCACUAAGCUCUUUAUUCUCUAUGUUGAAUCAAGCUGUACGCAAUGUUCUACAAUACAAUCAUUCGCAUACUGACUUUCCUUUGCCAAGUGAGCAAUUGGAGCGUUAUAUGCCAAAGUGUUUAGUAUACGCAUUACUAUGGAGUUUUGCGGGAGAUGCGAAGUUAAAAGUUCGAUCUGAUCUUGGAGACUUUGUUAGAUCCAUCACAACUAUUCCUCUGCCGACACAAAGCAAUAUUCCCAUCAUUGACUUUGAAGUUAGCAUUCACGGCGAAUGGUUACCUUGGAGCAAUAAAGUUCCUCAGAUUGAAGUAGAAACGCAUAAGGUCGCCAGUCCUGACAUCGUUGUACCUACGUUGGAUACCGUAAGACACGAAAGUCUACUUUACACGUGGUUGGCAGAACAUAAGCCAAUAGUACUUUGUGGGCCACCGGGAUCCGGUAAAACAAUGACUCUUUUCUCUGCUUUACGAGCCUUACCUGACAUGGAAGUUGUUGGUCUUAAUUUUUCAUCGGCUACCACACCAGAGCUGCUACUCAAAACUUUUGAUCAUUAUUGUGAAUACCGUAAAACACCAAACGGUGUAGUACUUUCUCCAGUACAAUUGGGCAAAUGGCUGAUUCUAUUCUGUGAUGAAAUCAAUUUGCCCGAUAUGGAUAAUUAUGGGACACAACGUGUAAUUUCAUUCCUGAGACAACUGGUAGAACAUAGGGGUUUCUAUCGAACUAGUGAUCAAGCAUGGGUUACUUUGGAAAGAAUUCAGUUCGUCGGUGCCUGCAAUCCUCCGACAGAUCCGGGUAGAAAACCUCUUAGCCAUAGAUUUUUACGACAUGUUCCGGUGAUCUAUGUCGACUAUCCAGGAGAAACAUCUUUGAAACAAAUCUAUGGAACUUUCACACGGGCUAUGCUUAGGUUGACACCAUCGUUGCGAGGUUAUGCUGAACCUUUAACAAAUGCAAUGGUAGAAUUUUACUUGGCUUCACAAGAAAGAUUUACUCAAGACAUGCAACCACAUUACGUUUAUUCUCCGCGUGAAAUGACUCGUUGGGUGCGAGGAAUUUGUGAAGCUAUAAGACCUCUUGAUAAUUUAUCGGUUGAAGGUCUAGUACGUUUGUGGGCACACGAAGCUCUUCGUCUCUUCCAGGACAGGCUAGUGGAAGAUUCAGAGAGAACCUGGACCAAUAAAAACAUAGAUACCGUUGCUAUGAAGCACUUCAUGAACGUUGACAAAGAGAAAGCAUUAGCUAGACCUAUCUUAUAUAGCAAUUGGCUGUCUAAGGAUUAUGUGCCUGUGAAUAGACAAGAGUUACGAGACUAUGUUAGAGCAAGAUUGAAAGUAUUUUAUGAAGAAGAACUGGAUGUGCCUUUAGUACUGUUUGAUGAAGUACUUGAACAUGUUCUACGGAUUGACAGAAUUUUCCGACAGCCUCAGGGACACUUAUUGCUUAUUGGUGUUUCUGGAGCCGGUAAGACAACGCUGUCUAGAUUUGUUGCAUGGAUGAAUGGCUUAUCCAUAUUCCAAAUAAAGGUUCACAAUAAAUACACUGGCGAAGACUUUGACGAGGAUUUGCGUCAAGUAUUAAGGCGAUCCGGUUGCAAAGACGAGAAAAUAGCAUUUAUACUCGAUGAAUCUAACGUAUUAGAUUCUGGUUUCCUUGAACGUAUGAAUACCUUACUUGCAAAUGGGGAAGUACCUGGUUUGUUUGAAGGCGAUGAAUAUACAACGCUUAUGACACAAUGUAAGGAAGGAGCACAACGCGAGGGUCUUAUGUUGGAUUCAAACGAAGAAUUGUAUAAAUGGUUUACUGGUCAAGUAAUGAAGAAUUUGCACGUCGUAUUUACUAUGAACCCUAGUACGGAUGGACUUAAGGACCGUGCUGCAACAUCACCUGCAUUAUUCAACAGAUGCGUGUUGAAUUGGUUCGGUGAUUGGUCGGAUAACGCGCUCUUCCAAGUUGGCAAAGAGUUUACCAGUCGUGUAGAUUUGGAAAGACCUUCAUGGAAAUAUCCAGAUUUCUUCCCCUCCGUUUGCUCUUUAAUUCCAGCACAACCUUCGCAUAGAGAUGCCGUUAUCAAUGCUUGUGUCUACGUGCAUCAAACGUUGCACAAAGCCAAUGCUAGACUCGCCAAACGUGGCAGUAGAACUAUGGCUAUCACUCCACGUCAUUAUUUGGAUUUCAUCAACCAUUUCGUGAAAUUGUAUCAAGAGAAACGAAGCGAUUUGGAAGAACAACAAUUACAUCUAAACGUUGGUUUAAGUAAAAUCGCCGAAACCGUAGAACAGGUGGAAGAAAUGCAGAAAAGCUUAGCUAUAAAGUCUCAGGAAUUGCACGCUAAGAAUGAAGCUGCAAAUGCAAAAUUGCGACAGAUGGUUAAAGACCAGCAGGAAGCAGAGAAAAAGAAGGUUCAAAGUCAAGAGAUUCAACAGCAGUUGGCGAUACAAACAGUUGCCAUUAACCAAAAGAGAGACGAUGUUAUGGCUGAUCUGGCGCAAGUUGAACCAGCUGUCAUCGAUGCACAAAACGCGGUGAAAUCGAUAAAGAAACAACAUUUAGUCGAAGUUCGGUCCAUGGCGAAUCCGCCGGCGAUCGUGAAGGUUGCGUUGGAGUCUAUCUGCUUAUUGCUCGGUGAAAAUGCCAGUGAUUGGAAAUCUAUCCGCGCUGUCAUCAUGAGGGACAAUUUUAUCAAUACUAUUGUCUCUAAUUUCAGUACCGAGGAUAUUACCGACGAGGUGAGAGAAAAAAUGAAGAGUCGAUAUUUGAGCAAUCCAGACUACAAUUUUGAGAAAGUUAAUAGAGCUAGUAUGGCUUGUGGUCCUCUGGUUAAGUGGGCUACAGCACAGAUCGAAUACGCCGAUAUGUUGAAACGAGUAGAGCCUCUAAGAGACGAGCUUCACUCGUUAGAACGACAGGCUGAAACGAAUAUGCAAAAAGGAGAAGAAGUGAAGAAUUUGAUCGCUCAAUUAGAGCAAAGUAUAGCUUCGUACAAAGAAGAAUACGCUCAGUUGAUAUCUCAAGCGCAAGCCAUCAAAGCGGAUUUGGAAAGCGUACAGGCCAAAGUGGAUCGUUCUAUCGCUUUACUAAAAUCUUUAGUGAUCGAAAGAGAACGAUGGGAAGCAACUAGCGAAACGUUUAAGAGUCAAAUGUCCACGAUCAUCGGGGAUGUCUUAUUGUCAUCUGCUUUCUUAGCCUAUGCUGGAUAUUUCGAUCAACAUUAUCGUCAAAAUUUGUUUAGUACUUGGUGUCAACAUCUGCAACACGCCAAUCUACAGUUUAGACCUGACAUAGCAAGAACAGAGUAUCUUUCGAAUCCUGAUGAACGCUUGAGAUGGCAGGCCAAUGCUUUGCCCACAGAUGAUCUUUGCACCGAAAAUGCGAUUAUGUUGAAACGGUUUAACAGAUAUCCGUUAAUUAUUGAUCCAUCUGGACAAGCAACCGAAUUUAUAAUGAACGAAUUUAAGGACCGAAAGAUUACGAAAACAAGCUUUUUGGAUGACUCCUUCAGAAAGAACCUGGAAAGUGCUUUACGUUUUGGUAAUCCUCUAUUGGUACAAGACGUGGAAAAUUAUGACCCUAUUUUGAAUCCUGUCUUAAACAGAGAAUUAAGAAGAACAGGUGGACGUGUGUUAAUUACACUCGGAGAUCAAGAUAUCGAUCUUUCUCCAUCUUUUGUAAUAUUCUUAUCCACGAGAGAUCCAACGGUAGAAUUCCCACCAGAUAUAUGUUCUCGCGUUACUUUCGUGAAUUUCACCGUUACCAGAAGUUCCCUUCAAAGCCAAUGUUUAAAUCAAGUCCUAAAAGCCGAACGGCCGGACAUUGACGAGAAGAGAUCCGAUCUGUUAAAAUUGCAAGGCGAAUUCCAUCUAAGGUUGAGACAGCUCGAGAAAUCUUUGCUGCAAGCAUUGAACGAUGCCAAAGGAAAGAUACUCGACGAUGAUUCUGUAAUAACUACGCUUGAAACCCUGAAGCAGGAAGCGGCUGAUAUUAGUAAGAAGGUCGAAGAAACGGAUAAAGUUAUAGCGGAGAUCGAAACAGUUUCUCAACAAUACAUGCCUUUGUCUCAAGCUUGCUCGAAUAUAUACUUCACGAUGGACAGUCUGAAUCAAGUACACUUCUUAUACCAAUACUCUUUGAAAAUGUUCCUGGAUGUUUUUACGUCCGUCUUGUCUCAAAAUCCAAGGCUAACGAAUAUAUCGGAACACACGCAGAGAUUGUCAGUCAUUACCAGUGAUUUGUUCUCUGCCUGUUACGAACGCGUUGCUCGUGGAAUGUUACACACGGACAGGUUAACAUUCGCAUUAUUAUUGUGCAGAAUACAUUUGAAAGGUAUCGCCACGGAAUCUACUUAUGAUAGUGAAUUCACGUUCUACUUGCGUGGAAAAGAGGGUGUGCUGAACAUUCGAGGACCUAUUGUACCUAAUUUAAGCUCGGAACAACAAGAAGCUAUGAUGCGCUUAAGUUUGAGACUUCCCGCUUUCAAGAAAUUGGCCGAAAAGGUUCAGGAAAAUACAGAAUUCAACUCGUGGCUACAAUCACCAACUCCUGAAACGUGUGUACCAAAACUUUGGGACGAAGAAAAACCAUUGACACCAACAGGAACAGCCAUGCAUCAGCUGCUGAUAAUUCAAGCAUUUAGACCGGAUCGUGUGAUAGCUGCUGCUUCGUUAGUCGUUACUUCCGCCUUGGGAGAAUCCUUCAUGGCCGCCGCAGAAUCGGAACUCGAUUUUGCUUCGGUCGUUGAAAACGAACUGAAGGCAAACGUGCCUGCUUUACUUUGUUCUGUGCCAGGCUUCGAUGCUUCUGGCCGGGUCGAUGAUUUGGCAGCUGAAUCUGGUAAACAAAUUGCCAGUAUCGCGAUAGGAUCAGCGGAAGGUUUCAAUCAAGCCGAUAGAGCGAUAAAUAUGGCUGUUAAAGCUGGUAGAUGGGUAUUAUUGAAAAAUGUUCAUUUAGCACCACAAUGGUUGGUACAACUCGAAAAGAAGCUACACAGCUUACAGCCGCAUGCCAGUUUUAGACUGUUUCUGACUAUGGAGAUCAAUCCAAAGGUACCGGUAAAUCUACUCAGAGCUGGUAGAAUAUUCGUUUUCGAACCACCUCCUGGCAUUCGAGCGAAUUUAUUGCGUACAUUCAGCACUGUACCUGCAUCGCGAAUGAUGAAGGCUCCGAACGAAAGGGCCAGACUUUAUUUCCUCUUGGCGUGGUUCCACGCGAUCGUUCAAGAACGUCUUCGAUAUGCGCCUUUAGGAUGGGCAAAACAUUACGAGUUCAAUGAAAGCGAUUUAAGAGUAGCUUGCGACACUUUGGAUACAUGGAUAGAGACUACUGCUAUGGGCAGAACUAAUCUUCCACCGGAGAAGGUGCCUUGGGAUGCCUUGGUUACUUUGCUUUCACAAUGUAUAUAUGGUGGUAAAAUCGAUAAUGAUUUCGAUCAGCGUCUGUUGGCAUCGUUCCUUCGAAAACUCUUCACUCCACGAUCUUUCGAAGCAGAUUUUGCGUUGGUUGCUAAUAUCGACGGUUUGCAAGGAAAUCAAAGACACAUCACCAUGCCGGAUGGUACCAGACGCGAUCAUUUCCUCAAGUGGAUCGAAUCGCUAUCCGACAGACAGACACCUUCCUGGCUUGGUUUACCGAACAAUGCAGAAAAGGUUUUAUUAACAACUAGAGGAACGGAUUUAGUGUCAAAAUUACUUAAAAUGCAGCAACUAGAAGACGAGGAUGAAUUGGCAUACUCUAACGAAGAAUCUCUGGAUACGCCUCGAGAAGCAGAGGCUGAUGGUCGACCAUCUUGGAUGAGAACAUUACAUAAUUCGGCUUCUACGUGGUUACAAUUACUUCCAAAGAAUCUGGCUACACUCAAGAGAACCGUGGAAAAUAUCAAAGAUCCUCUGUACAGAUACUUUGAAAGAGAAGUUAACAGCGGUGCUAAAUUACUGCAAGAUGUAAUUCAUGACUUGGAAGAUGUCGUUUUAAUUUGUCAGGGUAAAAAGAAGCAGACCAAUUACCACAGAAUCAUGUUAUCAGAAUUGGUAAAAGGUAUUUUACCCGGUGGUUGGAGACGGUAUACUGUACCAAGAGGAUGCACCGUUAUCCAGUGGAUAACAGAUUUUAGUCACAGAGUAUCGCAAUUGCAAGAAGUAUCGCGACUAGUAUCUCAAGGAGGAGCUAAAGAAAUUAAAAGUUUCCCCGUUUGGCUCGGUGGAUUACUGAAUCCUGAAGCGUAUAUCACGGCGACGAGACAAUGUAUAGCACAAGCCAAUAGUUGGUCUCUCGAGGAACUACAAUUGGACGUAACUAUAGGAGAUGGGGAUAACAUUGCAACGGACGAUUGCUCGUUUGCUGUUACUGGCCUGAAAUUGCAAGGAGCACAGUGCAAAGAUAAUCAGCUGUAUUUGACUUCGACCAUAAUGACCGAUUUACCAGUUACCAUGUUGCGGUGGAUACGGUCUAACAGCGAUGACGUACGAAAAGGCAAAUUGUCCUUACCCGUUUAUCUGAACAGCACGCGUACCGAAUUACUAUUUACCGUUGAUUUAAAUAUUGCUCCUAGUCAAGAUCCUCACAGUUUCUACGAAAGGGGAGUUGCUGUUCUUACAUCUACUGCUUUGAAUUAAUACUUUAUGAAUUAGCUAAUUGUAUCGUCUUCAAAAGCGAGUCUUUUGAACGCAAUUUAACAUAUAACGAUAUAAAAUUACUUUGACACAACUUAAUAUCGAUAGAAUUUAGGGAUGGGCAAACGAAUUUCUGAUAGGUAGUUUUUCGUAUUUCCAUAUAUAGUGUAAAGUUUCUUGAGAUAUUUAUUUAUCUAUUCAUUUUUAAUUAUUUAUGAAGCUACAAUUUCAGGCAUCCUGAAUUUCGUUUAACUAGAGUAGUAUGUCUUUUUAACGCUAUCAGUCGCGUAGUCGAUCGUCGACAGAAAAGGUUUGCCCAUUUCUCUUAACGUACUAAGUACACAUAUGGUAAAGAAAAUUAUUUAACGCUUCAGAUAGUUUUUUUCUGCACAUCAUUUUUUUCGUGCAAUGAAAUGAACUACCCUAUAAUUAGCAUAAUUGAAAAGGAUGCAAGACAUCUGUUUCGAAGUCAAUGUUUCGAUGAUCAGAUUGUAACAUAUAUAGUUUAUUUAGUUUUGUAUACGUUCAAAAUUGAAACAUUGCUUUCUGUAACAAAGUUAUACUGUGUUUGCUUACAUGUAAGUACUAAAGUACUAUAGAAUUUACAUUAUUUGAAUGGCAUCUAAUAAUAAAAAAGGAAACUUAUUAAACACUA
Messenger RNA from Megachile rotundata (alfalfa leafcutting bee), 14707 nucleotides. RefSeq names its product dynein heavy chain, cytoplasmic (gene Dhc64C). Lineage: Eukaryota; Metazoa; Arthropoda; Insecta; Hymenoptera; Megachilidae. Gene Ontology annotation, biological process: microtubule-based movement. Gene Ontology annotation, cellular component: axonemal dynein complex. The record is from RefSeq and is a predicted model, not a curated record. Gene Ontology annotation, molecular function: dynein intermediate chain binding; dynein light intermediate chain binding; ATP hydrolysis activity.